AUGUCUACUAUCCGUCAUCUUAUGGAGAACUUGUCCAUUAUCGGACACCUUCGCGAGAAAAACAAGGGAAAGGUUCAAGAAAACAUCCAGAAGCUCUUCAACAGCCUCAUGUUGAACGACAAAGUAUCGAUGGACGCUAAGGACCUGCAAAGUCUCGAUCUCCGCUCCUUUAACCCAGAAGAGGAGAAUCUUCAGCUCCCUUCUCAAUUUUUUAAGCCCUGGUCCCUGUCCAAGUUGCAACAGCAUGAGAAGAACCUUGAGGAUAAAAAGGCGAGUGACAUGCUUCAUUCCUUUGAAACUGUCAUGAGAGAAGGAGACCCAUUUUUGAUGGAGCAUGGAGGCUAUGAGACCUGGAGACGGACCCGGAGUCUUUGCACUCGUCUGGCAUGGGAAGUGCAAAUGUUCCCAAGAAAAGGGACCACGGGAAACUGCCUCGCUCUGAAGAGCCUCACUCACUGGCGCUGCUCCGAGUGA
Penicillium alfredii is the source of this 474-nucleotide messenger RNA. RefSeq lists its product as uncharacterized. The record is from RefSeq and is a predicted model, not a curated record. Lineage: Eukaryota; Fungi; Ascomycota; Eurotiomycetes; Eurotiales; Aspergillaceae. The transcript has a single exon. The coding region runs from base 1 to 474 and encodes 157 amino acids.